UAUUCGCCCUUUGUGUACAUGCACGAGAACGUUACAGGCCGGGUUUUGGACGAAGUUUGCGUUUGUCCGUUGUCUGUUGUGGAAAAAACAGAAUGACUACUUGCGAACUUGUUUGCGUGAAUAAGACCCACGAACCUAUACUCCUGCCAAACGGGGAGACGGUGGUUAUAGGGAGAAGUCCGCAAACACAAAUAACAGAUGCACGAUGCUCGAGAAACCAGUUGGAACUCAAGGCGGACUGCAAGAGAAAGGAGGUUCAAGUGAAGCAGGUCGGAAGCAACCCUUCGGCUGUUGACAACACAGAACUAGAGAAGGGGAAAACUGUCAAAAUUAAACCUGGAGACAUUGUUUAUGUUCUUGUCGGAAGUUAUCCACAUAUUGUCAAGUUUAAAACCGCUGACAAAAUAUCUGUAAAAGAUAAAAAGAGGACCUCCAGUUCUGAUUCCGUGAAGGGGUCGUCAGUUCAGAAUGGCAGUAGAAAGAGGACAAGCACAGGAGAAAGUGAGCAAGACACAAAGAAACGCAAGUUGUCUAAAGAUGAACAAAACAAAGUCAGUUCACUGAAGAAAUCGGAAUCACAUGACAGUGACGAAGAGCAUAUAAAAUCUGUGGCUGAAAAACUUCAAAUGUUAAAACAGUCAAAGCUGGACAAAUCUGAGAGUGAUUCAAAGCCAAAACAGAAAGUUUCAUCUAAAGUCUCAAACACAAGUUCAAAGGAUGUACAGCCAGCAUCAGAAUCAAGUUGGUCACAGCAUGACAAACUAUAUAUCUACACAGGCAAAGGUGUCAAGUCCAGUGACAAGAUUGCCAGCUUCGACAUUGACGGCACCAUCAUCACCACACAGUCAGGCAAGGUGUUUGCCACACACAAUGGAGACUGGAAGAUUAUGCUACCAGAAACAUUUGGGAAGUUAAAGAAGCUGCAUGCAGCUGGCUUCAAGAUUGUCUUCUUCACAAAUCAGAUGGGGAUCCAGCGAGGCAAGGUGAAGAUUGAUGAACUUAAACAGAAGUUUACCUACAUUGUGGAGAAACUGGGCGUUCCUGUACAGAUAUUUAUUGCAUCUGGAAGUGGGAUAUUCCGGAAGCCGUCGACAGGAAUGUGGAAAUAUAUGGUCAAAAAGCACAAUGAUGGCAUCCGUGUAAAUAUGACUGAUAGUUUCUAUUGUGGAGAUGCAGCAGGGCGACCUGACAAGUGGACCCAGGGCAGGAAGAAAGACUUCUCGUCUAGCGAUAGACUGUUUGCUCUGAAUGUAGGCCUGAAGUUCUACACACCAGAGGAGUAUUUCAGAGAUCACAAGGCAGCUCCUUUCAAACUGCCCGAGUUUGAUCCUAGGAAACUGAGUUCCACUAGUGAAGUUGUCUCCCCUGCUGGUAGCCCUAUCGCUUCUUCCACAAAGGAGGUUGUCGUGUUAACUGGCUUCCCAGCUUCAGGGAAAUCUUUCUUUGCCAAGGCACAUCUUGAACCCAAAGGCUACGUACACAUUAACAGAGACACUCUAGGCAGCUGGCAGAAGUGUGUCACACAAUGUAACAAAGCUUUAGCCGAGGAAAAGAGUGUUGUCAUUGACAACACCAACUUGGAUGUGGAAUCUCGAGCUAGGUACGUGGAUUGUGCCAAGAAAGGUUCUGUACCAUGUCGGUGUUUUGUGUUCACCACUAACAUCCAGCACAUUCGACACAAUGAAAGGUAUCGUGAGAUGACAGACAAGAGCCACAAGCCAAUCAAUGAAAUGGUCCUCAAUUCUUUCAAGUCGAAGUACAAGGAGCCAAUGAAAGGGGAGGGAUUUUCUGAGAUUCUUAAAAUAAACUUUGUGCCCAAGUUUGAGAGCAGCGCAAGCGAGGAUCUCUACAAACAGUUUCUCCUGGAGAAAUGAAACUCAGCUGGAAUGCAUGAAUAGUUCUGAGAUGCCUUGUGAAGUGAGUGCGUGAGUGAUAUUUCAGUGAUAUCAUGGUGUGUCAGCCAGGUGUGGGAGAACUGUAGUGAUGCAGAAAGCAGAGUAUUCCACCUGGAUGAAGCCCCUAAUACAAUGUAGAUGACAUUCUUGGAUUCUGGGAUUCAAACCCAUGAUCAGUGAAUACCAGCACAACUAAGGGAUACAACUCUUGCCUUAUUGAAGCAAUAUCUGUUGCCAUGGUAUCCUGGCAUGUACCAUCUUUCAAAGGCAAGUGAGUUACUGACUAUAAAAGUCCAGUUGCCACCUUUGCCGACCUAGGCUGGAAUUAUGGAGUAAUGUUUUGGCUGGACUAACGAGUCUAUGCAUUGUCCAAUCAAAAUUGCAUA
This is a messenger RNA of Haliotis rufescens (red abalone), 2281 nucleotides long. RefSeq names its product bifunctional polynucleotide phosphatase/kinase-like. NCBI's taxonomy places the organism in Eukaryota, Metazoa, Mollusca, Gastropoda, Lepetellida, Haliotidae. Bases 93 to 1874 code for a protein of 593 amino acids. Gene Ontology annotation, biological process: DNA repair. Gene Ontology annotation, cellular component: nucleus. The transcript is spliced from 16 exons. Gene Ontology annotation, molecular function: polynucleotide 3'-phosphatase activity; double-stranded DNA binding; ATP-dependent polydeoxyribonucleotide 5'-hydroxyl-kinase activity. The record is from RefSeq and is a predicted model, not a curated record.